Messenger RNA from Drosophila virilis, 1593 nucleotides. RefSeq lists its product as uncharacterized. NCBI's taxonomy places the organism in Eukaryota, Metazoa, Arthropoda, Insecta, Diptera, Drosophilidae. Gene Ontology annotation, biological process: fatty-acyl-CoA biosynthetic process; long-chain fatty acid metabolic process. Gene Ontology annotation, molecular function: long-chain fatty acid-CoA ligase activity. The record is from RefSeq and is a predicted model, not a curated record.
AUGGAAUGCAAUUGGAAUAGCACGGAUAAAAUAUGGAGUUGUCCGGCUCGCAGCACCAUGUACAGCCCCAAUACAUCUGUGGGUCGGAUCAUUUUCAAUACAAUGAGAAACUGGCCAAAGAAUGUGUGUCAGAUCUCAGAUACCGAUGGUGUGACCCUAACCAGUGAACAGGCCCUCACCUGGGCCAUUCGCAUGGCGCAGCACUUCAAGAAACGCGGCCUUGACCACUCGAGUGUCAUAGGCAUUGCAGCCAGAAAUACCACCUACAUACUGCCAUUGGGCGUAGCAUGUCUUUUGAAUGCCACUCCAUUCCAUUCAAUCAAUCCGAUACUCGACGAAGAGACUAUGAAGUUCAUGUAUGAGAUAACCAAGCCGGCGCUUAUAUUCUGUGACAAACAGGAAUAUACGAAGGUAUAUGCGGCGACCAAGGACUGGCAGCCCGAGAUAUUUAUCAUAGACGAACCAAUAGACGGUGUGCCCAAUAUACGAAGUCUAUUGGAAUUUACCACAACCGAAAAGUUCUAUCAACCGGAGCCUCUUAAGUCUAGUGAUCAAACUGUGGCCAUUCUAUGCUCAUCCGGCACCACCGGAAUGCCCAAGGCGGUGUGCAUAUCAAAUAGUGUACUAUUAACGGAUAAUAUGCUUGUCAACAGCGAAUCGAUUUUCUUUAUUAAUAGCGGCCUGGAUUGGAUAACCGGGCUGUGGGCCUUUAUGUUUAGCGCCGUAUUUGGCAGCACGCGUAUUUUAACAACGAAGCCCUUUUCGCCGGAGUAUUUUAUUGAGUUGGUUAAGAAAUAUAAGAUCAAUUAUGUAACUAUGGCACCUGUCCAUUUGGCCGCCUUGGUCGCAAGUCCAGCUGCCACGCCCUAUGCACUAUCCUCGCUGCACAAUGUUAAUUAUGGCGGUGGCAUCGCCUCGGAUGCGACACUGAAACGUAUCCAGCUAUUGUGCAAAAAUGCCACGCUUAACUCGGCCUACGCCAUGACGGAGGUGGGACUGAUUACUAUGAAUUUUGGUAUUCAGAAUACGGCCACGGCCGGUAGGCCUAUACCAGGCAUAAGCAUACGCAUUGUGGAUGAGAAUGGCAAGAACCUGGGUCACAAUGAGGUGGGUGAGAUAUAUGUGCACACCGGCAAGGACUGGAAUGGCUACUAUGGCAAUCCGGUUGCCACACGGCAGAUACGUGAUUUUCAAGGUUGGAUACACUCCGGCGACUUGGGCUACUUUGACGAUCAGAACUAUCUGUAUAUAGUUGAUCGCAAGAAGGAAGUUCUUAAGUAUCAGGGCAUACACUACUGGCCCACCGAAAUCGAGAAUGCCAUCAGAGAGUUGCCGCAGGUGCGCGACGUUUGCGUUGUGGGCGUGCCCCAUGAACUAUUGGGCGAUGCUGCCGGCGCCCUGGUGAUUAAAACUCCUGGCUGCACAAUAAGCCCCACUGAAAUUGCGAAUCAUGUCGCAAAACGCCUGCCGUCCAUAAAUAAGCAGCUGCACGCCGGCGUCAAAUUCACCGACAAGCUACCCAUUAAUCCCAAUGGCAAGGCCAUGCGAAAGGCGGCCCUCGAGCUCUUUGUGUCACUUGCUGCCGAGAAGUAA